Daktulosphaira vitifoliae (grape phylloxera) is the source of this 2291-nucleotide messenger RNA. RefSeq names its product EGFR adapter protein-like. Lineage: Eukaryota; Metazoa; Arthropoda; Insecta; Hemiptera; Phylloxeridae. The record is from RefSeq and is a predicted model, not a curated record. The coding region runs from base 309 to 1835 and encodes 508 amino acids. The transcript has 9 exons.
CCAAGGUGUCCAGUCCGCCGUUGCAGCCAGUAAUGUCUGGACGCGCGACGCGCGCGCACGUCUACAUUUCACGUCUACCCUGCGAUCCGGUUUCAUUGUUUAGUGCCGGCCACGAUUUAUGUUGCGGUUACGCGUUGUGUAUUAUGGUACGGUCGCGUGUGUAUCGUGCGGACGGGGGUGUUUUGCAAGUGCACGUUAAAUUAUAAUGUGUUUAUCAUUACUCUUAUAUUAAACCGGUUGUUGACCUCGGGCGUGAGCAGGCGGACACCAGCGGCAGCAGACACAGACCGUCCCGGUCAUCUCCGCAGAUGUCGUUGGACCCGGUCGGUGCCGUCACGGCCGUCGCGACUGCCGACGUCCGCCGCCACCGUCAUGUGCACCACCGUUAUCGGCACAAGCGGCCUCAACAUACUUUAGCCGCGACAACAGACCAGGACACUCUUCAUCCCGUUCAGUAUACAGGAUCCGUUGUGGUUAAUUGCCACGAUCAGAUGACACCGGUAGAAUUUGUCAGAAACCUUAUGGCCAAACAUAGAAAGGUUUUGAUUGAAAAAGAAGUGUGUCUUCUGAUAACAGUUACCGGAAUUAAAGUAUGCAGUACAGAUGGAAAGGUGUUAAUGGCCCACGGCCUCAAAAGGAUUUCGUAUGCCACAUGUGAUCCCAGUUGUAAACAGUUUUGUUUCCUGGCAAGACAGCCUGGUGACAACAUCAAUAAGCAGUACUGUCAUCUGUUCGUUACUAAAACGGCCGAUCAGGCCGAGGGAUUGAACUCAAUUGUAGGAAAUGCUUUUAGAAUGGCUUACGCUGCUCAAUUGGAGCUCGAAAGAAGAUCGGUGACAAACUCACCGAAAAUUAACUUAAACAACACUUCAUGGAAUAAAUCGGCAAAUAAAUUAAAUGUUCAAAGAAUUCAGAACACAUCACCGCUAGCAAAGAGAUUAGCUGAAAGUCCUAAACCAAUUCCUCCUAAAACUUUGCCUGGUAUAAGGCCAUUUGAAAAUAGCAAAGAUUUAGAUAUCACUUCUAGUCAAGUUUCCACGCCUACUAGUAGUGAUGAUAGUCCUGAUAUAAAUACAUAUAAACGUAUGAUAGAAAAACCACAUUUAAUAAAACGUCUGGCCAUGGGUUUAUCCGUUCAUACCAAUUGUUCGAAUGAAGACUGGUAUCCAUUAGUGUGCAGUUCCUCCGUAUCUAGCUCGCCUUCUACGAACAGCGAUGACUGCAAUUCGCCAGACACUUCUCAAGAAAAGUUAAAGAACAACAGGGUAACUCAGAGUAAUGCUGGCGCGCCUGUUUCUCUUAGUUGUAUCAAACUUAAUCAUAAUAUGAUCACAAAUGUAAUAGAUAAAACGCCAACGCCUCCGCCUUUACCAGAACGUUCAGAUAGUCUACUUGAUAAACCUGAUGAAUGCGAAUUGAAAAAAGCGCCUUGGUUUCAAGCCGGUAUUCCAAGAGAAAUUACAUUGGAAGUUCUAAGUCAAGAGCCUGUCGGUGCUUUCAUGGUUCGAGAAAGUACCAGCAAACCAGGGUGUUUUGCUUUAUCUCUUAGAGUACCUAAAGAAUUUCAUCCUCUAGGAAUCGCUCAUUAUUUAAUAUUAAGGACUAAUAAGGGAUUUAAAAUUAAGGGUUUUACAAAAGAAUUUACUACAUUAACUUCUCUAAUAACCCAUCAUUCCGUUAUGCCAGAACUGUUACCAUGUCCAUUGUCAUUAAGUCGGUAUAAUCCCACAUUUGUUAAAUCGGAUUCCAAUCAAGAUUUUGCGGAUAUAGACGAUGAUCCAGAUUACAAUACGCUCGCCGAUUUUAGAAAAAUGAUGGCUAAUUUAAAUGUUUAACAUUACGUACUCGCAUAAGAUUUAACAAUUCAAUUUAACUAACUAAAACACAAUUGCCAGAUAAUUUGGUGGUUGCUAAAAUUAUUUUUUGUUGUAUUACUUUUAAUCAAUACUUUUUUUUGAGGUAUACUUAAUAAUUUAUUGUUAAUAGUCAGUUAACGUUUUAAAAUAUAAAAAUAGUCAAUAGUAGCUCAAAUUAUUAUUGACUAGUGAUAUUUUAACACUAUUUGAAUAAUAAUAAAAAAAACAAUGUACAUUGUUUAAACUUUAAAGAAAAUAAUUCUUUAGCAUUAUCUAUAAAAUAAUAUUUUUAUUGCAUUUUUUUUAUCAAUCAUCAUUUAUGGCGAAUGUGCAAAAUUUAAUUUCUAGUACUUAAUUAAAAAUUGAGUUAUAACCAAAUUAGUCAAAUUAACUUUUGUAAAGUAAAAAUAAAUCGUCAUUCCUAGUCUUGUGUGA